Gryllus bimaculatus (two-spotted cricket) is the source of this 1197-nucleotide messenger RNA. Lineage: Eukaryota; Metazoa; Arthropoda; Insecta; Orthoptera; Gryllidae. The record is from the annotation of a GenBank genome assembly.
AUGACUGCACAUGGUGACAAGCAAGAUAUCUUUGCAAUGUCGCGUUGCAAUAAAACGGAGCCUGUGGAGGAGUGCCAGUUCAAGAACCAGACGUACCAGCGCGGCGACAGCUUCAAAGACGGCUGCGAGAGCGUCUGCACGUGCGGCGAGGCAGGGUCCAUCACCUGCAAACCCAGGUGCGCCCCGGUGAACAACACUGCGUCCGACAGCUGCGUGGCGCUGCCCGACCCUGCGGACCACUGCUGCACCGUGCUACGCUGCGACGUCACCCUGGCGGACCGCGACGUCAGCGAUGCUGGCGGCGAGGAGUGGGUGCGGCUGACGGGGGCGACGGCGCUGAACGCGACGGCGGCGCGCCUGGAGGUGCUGGGGGGCGCGCUGCCCGCGGGCGCCGUGCUGCAGGCGUCGUACGACGGCGGCGCCUCGUGGACGCGCGUGCCCAGCGACGGCGCCGUGGCGGCCGGCCUGCAGCCCGGGAAGGCCGUGCUGCUGCGCGCCGUCGCGGCCGGCGCGCCCUCCAACACGUGGCAGGUGACGCUGCCCGACGAGCCGCACCAACAUGCGAUGCCGGAGGCGAUGCCGGAGGGCGGAUGCGUGUACAAGGGCAGCAACUACUCGCGGGGCGAGGAGUUCCACGACGGCUGCAAGGCCUACUGCCAGUGCACGGAGCAGGGGGUACAGUGCGCUGACCUCGAGUGCCCGUCGGACUUCGGGCUGGACGUGCUGGACCCGCACUGCCUGCGCUGGGAGGUGCUGCCCGUGGGCUUCGAGCCGUCGCCGCCGCGCUGCUGCCCGGACAGCGUGCGCUGCGUGAGCAACGGCACGUGCGACUACGGGGGCGAGCGCUUCGCCAACUUCGCGCACAUCCCGGCGCGCCUCACGGGCUGCGAGCGCCGCUGCUACUGCGACGCCGGCAACGUCACGUGCCAGCCCGCGUGCCAGCCCAUGCCGGCCGCGCCUCCGCCCGACCUGGCGUGCGCGCCGCACGAGGCCCGCCUCGACCACGUGCCCGGCGACGACUGCUGCCUGUCAAAUACUUUCAUAUUGGCUGCUUUUACAGAUGUCCUCAAAAAAGACGACACGGCGCCCUACAGCGCGCCGCACACAGCCGGCCCCCCCACAAGACGUUCCGCCCGCUCCGCCCUUGCCCCCGCCCACGCCGUAAGAGCCGACAUGCCCGACUCGGGAGGACGCUGA